Molecule: messenger RNA, 3915 nt
Organism: Pomacea canaliculata
Lineage: Eukaryota; Metazoa; Mollusca; Gastropoda; Architaenioglossa; Ampullariidae
Product: dnaJ homolog subfamily C member 16-like
Source: RefSeq, a predicted model, not a curated record
UUGGCGGCUGCUCUCAACUUCCGGUUUAUCCGUUCUCCGUUAUCUCAUCUAAAGAUUUACGAAAAUUUUAAAUUCCUUAAAUUUCAAAGAAAACUUUCUUGUACUUUAACGUCAUGCGAGUGAUUUCAACUUUUGCUUUAGGAGCUGUCUAUUUCAUAGCUUUAUUUCCCUUAAUAUUUUCUGAAGAUUUAUACAAGAUUUUAGGUGUUCGCAGAGGUGCUUCAACACAAGAAAUAAAAGCCGCUUAUAAGAAACUUGCCAGAGAAUGGCACCCUGAUAAAAAUAAGGAUCCAGAUGCAACUGACAGGUUCACGAAAAUCAACGAAGCAUAUGAGACACUGACUGACUCUGAGAGGCGAAGAGACUAUGAUAAUUUUGGCUACACAUCAGCUCAAGAAAGACCUCAGCCUAGGCAACAUGACUUUGGAUUUCCCUUUGGUGACAUGUUUGGUGGUGGGUUUAGUUUUGGAGGUGGUCGACAAGCCACAUCAGUGAUUGACAAACAUAUGACAACAUUAAGAAACUUUGAAACUAAACUUCAGCCAGGAAGCCAACAUACCCCGUGUUUUAUUUAUGCAUUUGGAAACUUCUGCUUCACCUGCAUGCGUAUGGACCAUCUCCUGGAAAAAUUCUUUGAGGAGAUGGAAAAUGUUGGUUUGUGCGUGGCUGCCGUCCAUGUCCAUCGAUCUCCUGAUCUUGCCAACCAUCUUCGAGUGACCAGUAUUCCUGAGCUGAUGGGGCUCGUUAAUGGGCGAGUAAUCUACAUGAAGUGGGAUACUCUUGCUCUGCAGGACUUGCGAGACUUUGUGAGACACCUUUUUCCAAAAGAAACUCUACCAAUGCUGAAAGACGGCAAAGUGGAUGCUUUCCUAGAAAACUGGCAGAACAACCUGGUUAGUGCCAUCUUUUUUUCACCAAGAACUGAACCAUCAGCACGGUUCCUUGCACCAGCUUUCUACCACAGAGAUCGCAUUGCCUUCAGCUAUGUGUCCACAUCCACAAAUGAUGCCCUAAAACUCAUGGAGAAGUUCAACAUCAACAAGCGGCGGGAGACACUACUUAUGUUUAAUGAAGAUGCAAGUUCUCCUGUAGCCACUAUCAGUAUGCAACAACUGCCACGCUCCACUGUGGAAGAGGUCAUUUCAGCCAAUCGAUUCCUCUCCCUGCCACGACUUUCAUCACAAUCAGUGUUUGAGGAACUGUGCCCCAAAGAGCCGAAGCUAAAGAAAAGGAAAUUAUGUGUUGCUUUGGUGACCAAGAAGGUGCCAGAGCAUGAUGUGCACCGGGAAAGAUUCCGAAAGUUCGCACACUCUGUCGCCUCGCAGCUUGCUCCUGAUCGUGUACGCUUUGUUUACUUGUACGAGGAGGUGCAGCAGAGGGUAAUGCAGGCCCUGACUAAAGGCAACAUGACACGAACUGACACUGUUCUUGAGGUAGCCAUACUGUGGCAUCUUGAUGACGGCCGUGUGAGCUAUGAAUUUUUGGAGCAAGGGUGGAACCUGCAGGAAGAUGGUCUGGUUGUGUCCAGAGAAGCUUUGACAAAACGGUUGACCGAACUUCUCACCUCUGAUCACUUACUGCCAUACAAGGCCAUGGUGCCAGACUUCUACAAUGAGCAUGCCCUGAGUCUAGCAAAGAGGAUGUUCCUUAGAGUUGUGGACUGGGCCGACAGAGGUGUGGUUUAUCUUGGCAGGGUAUCAUCCGACAACGUGGGUGAUGACGAUGAUGGGAAUAGUAAUGGUUUGCGCAAUGGGCAUUUUUAUAAAAAAAUGGCCGAUAUGGAGGAAAAACAGGUGCAAGCCAGGAUGAAAGCCAAGGAAAGACAAACACGACCACCUUCAAGCACACCUGACAACCAGACUAUUCACCUGUAUGAACUUCGAUAUGAAACCUUCAUCAAUCUUGUGAAGAAUGCAGACACUGGGCUCACAAUUGUUGUUCUGGUGGACGAAGAGAGCAAGCCACAUAUACUGCGGAAGUUUGCCGAGAUCAUGCAGCCAUACUCUAGAUAUAGUGCUUUGACAUUCGGCUUCAUGCAGCUGGAGUAUUAUGUGUCAUGGUAUCAGCACCUGCUGGAAAUGAGCAUGAGUUUCAAGGUUAAGCUGGAUUCUAUUAACAUCCGCAAUUGCAUCGGCACUGUUCUAGCCUUAAAUGGCUAUCGCAAGUACUACUACAUCUACCAUCCACGAAGAGCUCAAAAGUGGAUCCGAGCGCAGAAUAAGAUAGUGCAAGCAAUGGGAUUCAUGGAUUCAGAUUCAGAUUCUGAACCACAGAAUCAAGCAGCUGCGGACAAUGAUGAUAAACUAUUUCUAAACGAAGUCUUGUCUGGACUAUCACUUUGGAUGGAUCGAGUAUUUGAUGGAUCUGUGCGGAAAAUUCGUCUUAAUGAGUGGCCAGAAAUGGCACCUUGACACUGCAGAAUGGUCUCAAGAUUGCCUAACGUGUUCCAUGAAAGCAUUGUAAAGUCUUGACAUUUUAAGCACAUAUUUAAUUUUAAGCACAGAUUUUUUGGCAAACCACUGCCUACUUUGAAAAAAAAAUCUAGUCAGGGAAAAGCAGUAAAUACUGGUGAAGCAGUUUUCUUAGCUGCGUCAGUAGAAAGACUUAACAGUUGAUGAGUGUUUUAACUGCGCUUUAUCAGUUGUUUUUCUCCAAUGUAGUAAUUUCUUAAAGGAUACAUGUUAUGUAUAGUUUCACUUACUUUUGAGGUUUUCUGUGAUAACUGCAUGUUUUGGGGGAUACAAUCACUACUUACUAAAUUUUAUAGCACAUGUUGUUUCAUACUUGUAUGCAGUGUAUUUCAUAUAAUUAUUUUAAAGACAGUGGCUAACAACUUUUUAAGUAGGUCCUAUGGGAUGUUUUUUGCAUUUUCCUCCACUCCAAAUAUGUGAUCUACUGAGUAAUCUAAUUGUAUGAUUAUAAUUUUAUUAUUAAAAUCUGAUCUCUUUCCCUAAAAUUAACAUUAAAAAUAGAUAACAUCAUCAUUGUCACUUGUUGCAACCAAGUGAUGUGUACCAUAGAGGGCUACAGCUGUGCCCAAUAAUCUUUUUAUCAAAUCCUUGUCAGUUUUUCUUCCUGCGUGAGCUGCACAUAAAAGUUUACAUUUAUGUAUGUUGUUAGUUUAAAAUUUGUGACUUGACCUAGCUGUUCUGUGCAUGUUUUGUGGUAUUUUUACUAGUUGAAACUUCACUGACAUUCAUCACAUUUGACCUCGUUAUUUACAGUUCACAAUGUAUACUAUUCUAGAUUUUCCAAUACAAUCACUUGUUGUUCUGGUCCGUAAAUUGUGUUGUGGGCAUCAAAGCAAAAACAUUGAUCAUACAAAAGCAAUUUGUUUGAUAAAUGCUUACAUUGCUGUGAGUUAUUCACAUGAUUUCUCUGGUAAUCGGGCAUGUUAUUUCACUUCAGUAGAAGACUUUGUAGAAUUGUCAGAUAUUGAGUCCAUAUGUCUGAAGUGAGGAAGAACAGCAUGUCUGUGUGGAAGGGUUUUGUGCAAUGCGGGGGUUAAGUUCAUACAUUUUCUCUUCAUUUGUCCUCUAGGCAUCAAAGUGUUCAUUAGACUCCCCCCCACCCCAAGCAGCUUGUUAAAAUGAGCAAUAGUCUAAAGGUAGCUGCAAACCAUGACACUUGAUGCAUCGUAUUUUGAGUGACUAUUAGGCCAUUAACAGCUUGUUUUAAUAGUACUUGUUGACUUUAAUAGUCAAAAGUCUAGAUUUGGUAUGUGAUCUCCACAAAUAGUAAAUUGCAGGUUAAUGAAACUCUGAUGUCUUGUCCUGAUUUCCUCUUCAGCAAUCAACCUUGGUUAAUGACUAUUAAAAAAGCAGUUCAAGUUGUGAAUCUGUUGUAUUAUUGCCAGAUAUUUAUUGUGACAAUGUUCCUAAUUUUACAAUUUUCAAAAUAAACCUUUAAAUGUUA